AUGAAAUUCGUUGUACCGGUCGCAAGAAGGAUUCCUCGCGGUCCUGUCGCUUUCAACAAAUCAUGCCUGACCUUUCUACUGGUGAUCGCUUUACUAUUUUUUUUUGUAACGUUUAUGUACGCCUCCAGAAAGACAACUUCUGCCCAGCUAGAAUUCUCCAGUCGUCACGGCGCUAUGAACCAGUUCGUCUCUCCACAUCAUUUACAAGUUGAGCUCACUUCGACGAGGAAUUUUGAAAUCCCUAUACAUGCAAAAAAGGCAAAAAUUAUUAUUUUGUCCUACCCAAGGUCUGGAUCUUCAUUCUUAGGCGACAUAUUUAAUCAUCAUCCUGGAGUUUUUUACUUAUUCGAGCCACUAAUUACGGUACAAAGACGUUUCAGCAGAGAUUCGUUAUUCGAAUAUGACUUCUCGUCUUCUUCCUAUCAAACCGCAGCGAAUGAAUUCCUAAGUAAUGUUGUGAGAUGCAACUUUGAAAGAAGUAAUUUUACCCGCUACAUUAGAGAAGCUGAGCGCAACAAAAGCUUAGCACUGAAGUCUUCCCCGUUUUGUUCUCAGGAUGGAUCAUGCAAAAAACUCAAACCAAGGCAACUUGAAUAUGUCUGUCGAAACAGCUACAGCGUUUUUGCCGCAAAAGUGUUGUCACCCAGAGUACCAACCUCCUCUGACUGGAUAAGAACGUUUUUACAAAGCUGCAGCUCUGUCAACAAUGCCAACCAAUGUAGAAUUUUUCAUUUAGUGCGCGAUCCGCGAGCUGUGGCUUAUUCUUUAAAGACUGUGUACUUUUUUAGGAGGAAAAAAGACCAACAACGUGAAUUUUCGUGGUUUGUGAAGAAAAUGUGUCGUCAAAUGGAGUUAGACCUCAGCGGUAUUUCGACCCUUAAAACUUUAUUACCCAAUGGAUACCGGUUGAUUCGGUUCGAAGACCUCGCUGAGAAUCCCUUUUCAAUGGUGAGCGAGCUUUACAAGUUUGUCGGCAUGGAAAUGUCGGAUGAAGUCAAACAAUGGCUGUACGAGGCGACAAAAGCUGGCAAUGCCCACAAAGGAGCCUACGAAACCAUUCGCGACCCAAAGGAAGUUCUUGAGAAAUGGAGAAAGAAAAUGAGUCCUGCACAAGUGAAAAUUGUUGAGGACCAUUGUGCAAGAGUCAUAAUACAACUGAAUUAUUCACUGACUUAG
Messenger RNA from Pocillopora meandrina, 1176 nucleotides. Lineage: Eukaryota; Metazoa; Cnidaria; Anthozoa; Scleractinia; Pocilloporidae. The record is from the annotation of a GenBank genome assembly.